CAAAACUUUCAAAAACUCAAACCCCAAGAGAGAAAGAAAAAAAAGAAAAAAAGAAAGUAGCACUAGUAGUAGGAGUGCACAGUAGUAGAAGUAAGAGUAACUAAAAAAAAAAACAAAUUGAGAAAGCUAACGGUGAAAAUGAAAUAGAAAGAGAGAAAAGAGAAGAAGAUAUGAACGCAAGCAAAGUAGCGAGCGUUAGAAUUUAUAGAAAGAGAAAGAAACAGAGGAAAUAAGGGAAGCUACGUAGAAAUCAGAGAAAAAACGUGUUUCUUUUUUUUUGAUUUUCCAAAUAUUUUCAUUUCAUUGAAUUGAAUUGAAUUCAAUGGGAUGAAAACAAAAACCGCCCAACAAACUCUUUCAAUAGAAAGAAAUCACCUCUCUUUCUCUCUCCUUUUUUUUUUUGUAUAUAUAUGUGUAUGCGUUCGUUAAAUUUGGAUGGGAUUCUCACAAAGUGAGAGAGAGUGAGAGUGAGAGUGAGAGAGUUAGGGUUUGGUUGCGGAGUCUUUUCGGCUUGGAGAUCUUGAGGAUUGCGCUUGCGGUUUGAUCCGCGCUGAGGGAUGGAAAAGCUUGCAUUUUGAUUAUACCCUUAAUACAUGGGCAUGAUAUAAUGGGUAUUUAGAUGUAUGGAGCAUCAUAUUUCGGUGUGAAAUCGUUCCCGCCUUAGUAAAAUGGUUGUAGAUAUAUAUUCUGUUGUUAAAAUGGUAUUCAGAUAUUCUCUUGAGGAUUCAACAACGAAAGUGCAAGGAGCAGGUUGUGAACCACCAGUCACAGUUGGUGUUCAGGGUUGUGUUAAGUCAAAGCUUCCCAAAUCCCAUGAUCAAGACUUUGGGCUCUUACAGCAGAAUUUGCAUCUGUUGGCAGAUUCUCUAUUGGCCAGAAAUAAUAACUCAAAAGCAAGUGAUGGUUUAAAAUGUUUGCUUGACAAGGAGGGGCAUGAUUCUAAUUUGGACCAUAUAGUACUAAAGAAAAAGAAACCAAUGGUUAUAGCAGGAUCUGGAGAGAAUCAUGAAGGUCAAGCAUCUGAUGACAGCUUCCUACCAGGUCUCACGGAUGAUGUGGCUUUGGAUGUCCUGGCCUGGAGCAGCAGAUCAGGCUAUCCAAAUCUGGCCUCUUUGAAUAAGAAGUUCAAGUCAUUAAUUGACAGUGGAUAUCUAUAUAAUCUGAGGCAGCGGCUUGGUGUGAUUGAACACUGGAUUUAUCUAGCCUGUAUACUAAUGCCUUGGGAAGCAUUUGAUCCUGUGAAACAGAGAUGGAUGAGAUUGCCCAGGAUGCCUUGUGAUGAUUGUUUUACUUAUGCAGACAAGGAGUCUCUUGCAGUAGGGACUAAGCUGCUUGUAUUUGGCCGCGAGCUGUCAGGAUUUGCCAUUUGGAUGUAUAGCUUGCUUUCUCGUGAGUGGUCAAGAUGCCCUCUAAUGGACUUGCCCCGUUGUCUGUUUGGUUCAAGCAGCCUCGGGGAAGUUGCUAUCGUCGCUGGGGGAAGUGAUAAGUACGGUAAUGUUCUAAAAUCUGCUGAGCUUUACAAUUCUGAACUCGGUACGUGGAAAACUUUGACAGAGAUGGGUAAGCCACGUAAACUGUGUUCAGGCUUCUUUAUGGAUGGGAAGUUUUAUGUCAUUGGCGGCAUGUCGAGCCAUACAGAUCGUUUGACCUGUGGUGAAGAGUAUAACAUGGAGACUGGGACGUGGAGGAGGAUAGAGAACAUGUAUCCUGUUUCUGAUGCGGCUAGUAGAGAGCCAGCAAUGUGCUCCCCUCCUUUAGUUGCUGUUGUAAAUAAUCAGCUUUAUUCUGCUGAUCAAUCGACAAAUGAAGUCAAAAAGUACAACAAGGUCAAUAACUCAUGGACUGUUGUGAAGAGGUUGCCGGUUAGGGCUGACUCAUCUAACGGCUGGGGACUAGCAUUUAAGGCAUGUGGAAACAGCUUGUUAGUGAUUGGAGGGCAUAGGGGACCUGAAGGGGAAGUUAUCGUGCUGCACUCUUGGGAGCCAAAGGAAGUAAACCAAGACUGGCAUGUCCUUUCUGUCAGGGAGCGAGCUGGUGCGUUUGUGUACAACUGCGCGGUAAUGGGCUGUUAAAUGUUUUGUUAUGUGUUUUUUCUUUGGUGCAAAUCUUUGACUUAAGGAAAAAAAAACCAAAUAAUUUUAUCAAUUGGGAUGGAAAAGGAUGUUUUUCUUGGGUAUCAUCUAUUGCUGAGUUUAUGUUUUUAACUUGUGCAAUCUUCUCCCAUGGCCACCUGAUAUUGUUGGCUUUAAGAGAUCAUAAAGCUCUUUGGUCUUGGUUUUUUAGAAUCCUAAUUUGCUGACCAUAAAUAAACAUCGGAAUUUCAUAAUCUAUUUAUCCUGGGAGCUCAUUACCUAAA
This is a messenger RNA of Quercus robur (English oak), 2356 nucleotides long. Its product is annotated as F-box/kelch-repeat protein At5g60570-like. The coding region runs from base 669 to 2072 and encodes 467 amino acids. The record is from RefSeq and is a predicted model, not a curated record. Gene Ontology annotation, molecular function: protein binding. Gene Ontology annotation, cellular component: nucleus. NCBI's taxonomy places the organism in Eukaryota, Viridiplantae, Streptophyta, Magnoliopsida, Fagales, Fagaceae. The transcript has 3 exons.